CUCUCCUGUGGCUCCACUCUGCGUCGCGUGUCUACAACCGCAGCCUUCUCCGCCGCCUGCGCCUCCGCCGCCGACUUCUCGCCGGCGGUUUCCGCAGCCGCGACUGCGGGCGCGAGCGCGAGCGCGAGGGGGGGAAUCGGCCAUGUCGAGGUGGCGCGCAGCCGCCGCGCGCAUCUCGGCCGCGGCGGAAUCGCGGCUGCUCUCCAGGGCCUUCUCGAGGGUGGGGACGCCCGCUCCCCAGCCCCCGUGCAGAGGCUUCUCCAAGGCCUCCGCCGCCGCCGCCGCGUCGUCGCGCGGCCCUGCCGCAGCCGCAGCCACCACCACCGCCACUGCCGCUGGGGCGAGGCCCGAGGUCAGACUGAAUUCUAUGUUCCUGUCAAAGCCCUGCUCGCUGGCAUUGCCUCCUGACUCCCCUCUUCGAGUGGAAGAUCCAAAGUUUGAGGGCAUUAAGCAUUUGAUGCUCACGCUUUUGCUGUUCUACAGUAAGCAAAGCAAGUCCAUUAGAGGAGCAAAUGUUGUUUAUCAUCGCAUCACUUCUCAAGUUGACAAGUCUGAUAUCUUUGAUGUUUUUCAGUUGGAGAAAACAUUUAAAACAACAUUUUCAUUACUUGUUCUCCAUAUGUGGCUUAUUCUACGUCGCUUGAAAGAAGAAGGGAAGGAUGGUGUUAAAUUUGGACAGUACAUCUAUGAAAUUUACAAUCAUGAUGUGGAGCUUAGAGUUUCGAAAGCUGGGGUUAACUUGCUCUUGACAAAAUGGAUGAAAGAACUUGAGAAGAUAUUCUAUGGGAACAUUGUGAAAUAUGACUCUGCAAUAAGCCCAGAAGCACGUCAGGAUGAUCUUGUAAAUGUCAUCUGGAGGAAUGUGUAUGCCGACGAAGGUUCAGAGGCUAUGGAUGCAGCAGCUGUCCCUGCUAUCCAGGCAUUGGCACGGUACACUCGGAGGGAGGCAACUUGCCUAUCACUGACAGAUAAAGAAGCUAUGUUCUCUGGCAACUUCAAAUUUACAGCCCUGCUGCCGAAUUCUCCCAGCCCAGCGAAGCCUGUGCGGUGAACCAUGACAUGGUAGGUUGGUAUCCCAUGCGAAGAUUGGUAAACAACAUGGACAAAAAAUAUUCUAUCAGCGUCAUAAAAUAACAGGAAUUUCCCUACACUUAUUUAUCGUGGAAUCCUUGCGAAUCUGCCCCUUUUUUAUGACUAUAUUUCAUCCUAGAUAGGAAUUUGUUUUUUCUUUGCCUUGAGCUCACGGUAGGGACGUUGGUUGGAUGUUUUCAAUCUUAUCAUUUUUGUCAUGGCUGAUUUGGACAUGAGCAUCAUUUGUACGUGGGACUGGGUAGGCAAGUAUCCGUACAGAUCUGUCUACAUCUCUAGUAGGGUUUGAUGAUGUGGGAGAAGAAUGUAGUCAAAGCUUCUCGAAUCAGUUUAGUACAUUCCCAUCUUAUGAAUUGGUACGCCAAUUGCUUUAUUGACUGUUUAUAUCGUUUAAGGCAGCAACAGCUUUGACAGGGCCAUCUAGUAGCAAGGUAUUUGGUACUUCCUCCAUCCUAGUAAAAUAUAGCAAUCUAUAGUAUUUGAUUAGACAGCUAGUAUUAGUACUUGUUGUAUCUAAUUCAGAAUGGGACACUUCCUAUUACAAUGAAUCUGGACAUGUUGGUUAUUUCUGUGACGGAGGGAGUACUUUGGAAUGGAGGAUGAUUUACAUCACAUCAGAAUAAUAUAUUCCUCCGACUGA
Messenger RNA from Oryza sativa Japonica Group (Japanese rice), 1729 nucleotides. RefSeq lists its product as uncharacterized. The record is from RefSeq and is a predicted model, not a curated record. Gene Ontology annotation, biological process: mitochondrial respiratory chain complex III assembly. Gene Ontology annotation, cellular component: mitochondrion. NCBI's taxonomy places the organism in Eukaryota, Viridiplantae, Streptophyta, Magnoliopsida, Poales, Poaceae.